This is a messenger RNA of Daphnia pulicaria, 716 nucleotides long. Its product is annotated as adhesive plaque matrix protein-like. The record is from RefSeq and is a predicted model, not a curated record. Lineage: Eukaryota; Metazoa; Arthropoda; Branchiopoda; Diplostraca; Daphniidae. Gene Ontology annotation, cellular component: extracellular matrix. The coding region runs from base 103 to 636 and encodes 177 amino acids. The transcript is spliced from 3 exons.
ACAAGCCCAGCCCACAGCUUCGGUUUCUUUCACGUGUAGUAUAUAAAGGUCUAGUAAACAACUGGGAAGGUACAGUUUGAUCUAAACUUGCAAAGCAUCAACAUGAAGUUCAUCAUUCUCGCUGCAUUGGUCGCCGUGGUCGCUUCUCAAGCGUACCCCAAGCCGCAAUACCCCAAACCCACUUACCCCGAGCCAUCAUACCCAAAGCCCGCUUACCCCGAGCCAUCAUACCCAAAGCCCGCUUACCCCGAGCCAGCAUACCCUAAACCAGCGUACCCAUCUCCAGCUUAUGCCAAGACCCCCGAAUACGCUCCGAUGCCCUACAACUUUGCCUGGGCCGUUAAGGACGAUCCUUCCUACAAUGACUACGCUCACCAGGAGACCGCUGACGACAAGGGUUACGUCACCGGCUCUUACCGCGUCCUUCUUCCCGAUGGCCGCACUCAGGUCGUCAACUACAAGGCCGAUGAUUACACUGGCUACGUUGCCGAUGUCAAAUACGAAGGCGAAGCCAAGGAGUACAAGCCUGCCUACAAGCCAGCAUACCCAAGCCCCGCUUACCCAAGCCCAGCAUACCCAAGCCCGGCAUACCCAAGCCCAGCAUACCCCGCUCCUAAAUACCCAACCAAAUAUUAAGAGAGUCCAAUUUCGAACAAAGUUUCAAUUAUAAACUGUAAUUUAUCUCGAAUUGAAAUACAAGUCUGCCAUCGAUAAAA